UAUUUUGUUGAUAAAUAGUGGCUUAUAACCUAAUUGGUUUAAAUUUGAUUACCUCCCUUGUGUUUUGUUACCUUGGCGAUCUCGAGAAGCAAAAUGGCUGCUGAUCCGGAGAAUGAAAAGUUUUACCUUGAACGUGAGCAAAUUACAGUGGAGUCAGAUGAUGAGUUUCAAUAUGAAGAAGUACCCAUUGAUGAAGAUUUUGUCACACCAGAUUUAGAGGAAGAUCUUGACCUAGCUGUAAAGACAAUUAGAGAAUACAAGGAAGAUGAACAAGCUACUUCUAGGAAAGAGACCACACAUAAAGCACAAGUCACUAAACAUCCAGAGGUUGUUGAUGAUUUUGUCAGGAAUUUCCUUGUCAGAAUGGGAAUGGAAAGGACCCUUGACUGCUUUCAAACAGAAUGGUAUGAGUUACAGCAGAGAGGAUUUCUCAAUGAGGAAGAUAUAGGAGUUGUACCUGACAUAUAUACACGUAACCAGAACUUGGACAGUGAAAUAAAGUUCCUAAAGGGUGAAGUGGAGAAAUACAAGGAUGCUGCACUGAAAGCCAAAGAUCUUUAUGUGAAGCUAAGGAAAGAGAGAGAUUAUCACCGUAUGCAUCAUAAAAGGGUUGUACAAGAAAAGAACAAACUUAUAACGGAUAUUAAAAGAUUGAAGCGUCACUAUACCCAAUAUGAGCCUACACUACAACAACUUAAGAAGAAAUAUGAGGUGGCAAUGAAGGAGAAGAUGUUAUCUAAGCUGGAGAGAGAUCGAGCAAUGGGUCAGGUGACAGGGCUACAGAGUACAUUGAAGAGUAUGGAAUCUUUUAAAGGAGGGUCUGUUAAAAUGGGUGAGCAGAGUAUGACAGCGUCAACUACACGGAUCUGUCAGAGAGGUGGAGUACCGUUGGACGCGGAUGGUAUAGGUCCCACCCAGCGAGUUCUUCAAGUUGAGCGUGACAUGGAUAUACAAGACAUACCUAAAGACUUUAAAAGGCAUCCAAAUGAUUCUGUGUUCCCUGCUGACAAGGGAAUUAAUCCAUAUAUUGGUAUGGCAAAGGCCCCGUCUGGCCAUCUAGCAAGAUCUGGUGGAUUUAGAUUGUCAAAUACAUUCCAAGCUCACUCGCAUCCUAUCAGUGGAUUAGCGUUACAUCCACGUAAGCAGAUAUUGGCGACCAGUAGUGAUGACAAUACUUGGAAGAUGUGGGCUGUACCAGGUGGUGAUAUCAUUAUGACAGGAGAGGGACAUACUGACUGGGUCUCAGAAUGUGACUUCCAUCCAUCUGGUACUAAAUUGGCAACAUCAAGUGGAGAUACGACAGUGAAGAUAUGGGACUUUUCAAAGGCAGAAUGUGUACACACUUUCACCGAUCAUACUCAUGCUGUAUGGUGUGUCAACUGGCACUCCUGUGGUGACUUCCUAGCUAGUUGUUCUAUGGAUAAUUCAGCUAAGAUUUGGGACUUGAAUAGUGUGAGAUGUCGUUACACACUGCGGGGUCACACAGACUCUGUGAACAGUAUAGAGUUUCUACCUUUCUCUAACACUCUCCUCACUUGUUCUGCUGAUAAAACAUUGUCACUCUGGGAUGCUAGAACAGGACUGUGUGCACAAUCAUUCUAUGGUCAUCUGCAUUCUGUUAAUUUUGCUACAUUCAACUUGAAGGGAGAUACAGUGGCAUCAUGUGAUUCGUAUGGUACAGUGAAACUGUGGGAUGUUAGACAAGGUGCACCGAUGGUCAGUGUAGAUUGUGGACCUCAUCCGGCCAAUAGAGUGGCCUUUGAUCCUGCAGGUCAAGUAUUGGCUGUAGCAAGCAAUGAUAGUACGAUCAAGAUGUAUGAAGUUGCAAACGGAAGGAUAAGCUCUCUGGUUGGGCACGAGGAUGCCGUGCAGUGUCUGAUAUUUGAUAGGACAGGAGAGUAUAUGGUGUCUGGAGGCAGUGACUGUACAAUCAGAAUAUGGUCCUAGGUUGCUGAACAGUCACAACAAAUUGUUUAAUGACA
This is a messenger RNA of Ruditapes philippinarum (Manila clam), 1982 nucleotides long. RefSeq names its product sperm-associated antigen 16 protein-like. The record is from RefSeq and is a predicted model, not a curated record. NCBI's taxonomy places the organism in Eukaryota, Metazoa, Mollusca, Bivalvia, Venerida, Veneridae. Gene Ontology annotation, cellular component: axonemal central apparatus. Gene Ontology annotation, molecular function: protein binding. Gene Ontology annotation, biological process: axoneme assembly.